AUGUCUCUUGAUUUAACUGUUCACGGUAAAUCUUCGCGAAUUGAGAAUUCUCCUCGCCAGCGAUCGGCGAAAUCAAGAGAACAGCGGUUCGGUGUAGCUGAUUUAUUAGGUGGGAGUAACCAAAAUCUACCGCAAUCCCCUGGACAUCAACCAUCUCAAAAAGCUGGAGUUAUUACAAAGUCAGCUUUAGAAGCUACUAAAAGAGAAAUUGGAGUAUCAACGAAAGACCAAGUGAAUCCAGCAAGAGAUGUUACGCAAGACAAUGAUCAAAAGGGUAUCCAGAAGAAAACUCCAUUUGGCGUCCCUCCUCUAGAGCUUGGAAAUUUGGCCCAAGGCGAUGAUAGAAGUCAUCAAUUGCUUUCUCAAUCUACAUAUGAUACAUCUGAUACAACCUCUAAUGUUAGUUGGGGUCGACCAUUAUCAAGUAAGAGGCCACAGCCAACCGGUAGAGGAGGUGGGUGGCGUGUCAAUGAUGCUAGAAAAGAAGCAGAAGAGAAGAAAUUACUGGAGGAAAAAUUAGUAUAUAACAGGACAGAUACAUUCGAUAAGCCCGAGGAUAUUCCAGCGUUGAAACUGCCUGAUACAUAUAGAGAAGGAUUUGUUCAGAAAGUAGAUAUACAAGAGAAAAAUAUCCACGCACAGGAACCAGAUGCUGUUGGCAAAACUACUGGUAAACUGGUAUCAAGAUCUCUUCGUCAAGCUCAGAGAAAAUUGGAGAGUCUAGAAAGUUUGAGCCAGAUGACUCCAGAAGAAAUUAAACGAAUUGAAGCUGCUGAAGAAGCUGUUUUAGAGCACCUAAAAAAGAUUGAUAUAUCCGCUAGAGUUGCGAGUAAAAUAACUGACAAUAGUUCAGAAGCAUUCCGAUCAAGACGCCACUUGAUUAGUAAUAGCACCAAUUCAGAUGCGUUGAAGGAAUUAGAUGGCUUUUAUUUCAUUGAUGACGGAAGCUUAGCAAUAUAUGAAUACCAUCAAAUCGGAAGCAGAUCAACAGCGUUACCGUUAAUUCAACGUGAUAUCUACAACCAUUUCUAUGGAUUAAAGCAGGGCAAAAGGAUAUCUUUACAAGAUAUUCAAACGGGAAAUAAUUUAAUUUUUGAAACCAAUAAUAAAACAACACUGCCAAAGUCUUUAUCAGCCAAAAAGUUUUUAAUCCUUCGAAUUACAAAUGUAGAUGAGGAUGCCAGAGAUGCGGCUCUUGUUAAAGAAAGUGUAAAAGAGGAUGUAGAAAAUGAUAUUCAUGCUGCUAAUUUACUAGCAAUUCAAGACAGCAUUCGGAAAGAAAUAAAACGACGAGGCAUCAAGACUGUAAUUGGGUUGGGACAGUAUCUAAGAACUCUAGAUCGCCAAUCUACUUCCACUUUAGACAAAAAUCAAUUUAAACUUGCUCUGAAGCGAUAUCACAUAGAUAUCACCGACAAGGAUUUUGAGAUUUUAUGGUAUGAAGUAGAUAUAGAGAAAAGCACCCACGCAGAUUAUUCCUUUUUCAUGCAACUAUUGGUUGGUGAAAUUGGAGAGGCUAAACAUUCAUUGAUACGAAAGGCUUUCCGGAAACUAGAUUCAAGCAAGCAAGGUGUCGUUAAUAUAUUUGAAAUCAAGAAAUUUUAUACCUUUCCGACUAAUAUGUUAACAAAUAUACCAGAUUACAUUUCGCCACAUACAGACGCGGUACAAUUUAUAGAAUCCUUUGGUGAUAGUAUAGUACAUGGAAGAGUUUACUUUUGGGAUUUUCUACUUUACUAUAUUGGAUUAGCAUUUGGUCUAGACGAUGAUAUUUUUUAUGCUGUUAUUAAGAAAUCAUGGAGAUUAUAA
Molecule: messenger RNA, 1809 nt
Organism: Trichoplax adhaerens
Lineage: Eukaryota; Metazoa; Placozoa; Uniplacotomia; Trichoplacea; Trichoplacidae
Exons: 19
Coding region: 1-1809 (602 amino acids)
Source: RefSeq, a predicted model, not a curated record